CACGGACAGCCUUUUGAAGCUUCAUCGAACGACUUUUUUAAGAAAAAGCAGCCUCGCCCAAAGAUCCACAAGACAAAGCCCUCAACGCCGAAUAAUCCGCAUCUAUACAUUGCGCGCAUAUCCCCAACAUGCCGAACUCGUGCCAGGAACUCCGCGAUGCCCUCGCGCAAUGCCUCCAGGAAUCCGACUGCGUCAUGAUCUACCGCAACAAGGCCUCCGACUGCCUCCGCGAGCCCCUGUCGUCGACCCUCCCGACCAAGUGCCAGCAGCUCAAGAAGGGCUACGGCGAGUGCAAGCGUGGCCUGGUCGACAUGCGGAAGCGCUUCCGAGGGAACAUGCCCGUGACGUAUCGCUCGGUGGAGGCUUCGGAGCAGGGCAAGGGAUACCAGCUGUACGCGGGCAGGUCUGCGUUUGGAGGCGGCGUCAAGGAGACGGACGGCAAUGAGCCGAUUGAGCAGGACUGGAGGGAGGCUGAGAAUGAGAAGUACCGGCUGGAGCAGCAGAGGCUGGCACAGAGCGGGAAAUAAAGAGACGGACGAGGUUUAUAUGAAGAGUGGAAUGAGGGAAGACAGGGAAAGGAGAAACAGGAGGGUAUAAAAAGAUGAGAGCGAAUUAUGGUGCAUGGUAUGGCGUUUUUGGCGUUGAAUUUGGGAGCAAACUCAUCUCUGAUGCUUGCAAUAUGGGGAUUGGUCACUUGGGUGGUCACAAUGAUAGAGAGAAGGGGGGGCGGCAAAUCUCUAUGUCUUCUAUAGAGCCUGUGCGUGUAUGCUAUAUGAUCCUCGAACAUGAUGGAAGGCCUUGAUGAUGGCUUGUACAAUGAAAUGAACGGUGUAUAUUAGUAUGGAAC
Trichoderma harzianum CBS 226.95 is the source of this 847-nucleotide messenger RNA. RefSeq lists its product as hypothetical. NCBI's taxonomy places the organism in Eukaryota, Fungi, Ascomycota, Sordariomycetes, Hypocreales, Hypocreaceae. The record is from RefSeq and is a predicted model, not a curated record. Bases 129 to 527 code for a protein of 132 amino acids. Gene Ontology annotation, biological process: mitochondrial respiratory chain complex IV assembly. The transcript is spliced from 2 exons. Gene Ontology annotation, cellular component: mitochondrion.